Messenger RNA from Durusdinium trenchii, 351 nucleotides. Lineage: Eukaryota; Dinophyceae; Suessiales; Symbiodiniaceae. The record is from the annotation of a GenBank genome assembly.
AUGCUGCGGAGGACCGUUGAAAUCCAAGUGAUGGAAGGGCGGUGUCGGUUCCUAUUUUCCACAUGUUUUCCGGCAUUGAAAGAAAUACAUCCAAGUUUUGUGUGCCUGCAAGGUCCAACCAAGCACUGUUUGUCAUUGGUUGGACAGCUGGCAUCACUUUCAGCCAUCGAACAUUCUCAAGGGUGUUUGUCCAUGUAUGCAGCUCCACGCAAAGAUGCCAGAGCACCGCAGGUGUUGCUCAUUUUUCUCCCCUUGCACUGCACUCCGCAGUCAGUCCAGGAAUCCAUGUUGAAUACCCCGGCCUUUUGUUCAGAGGAAGCUACAGGCGCAGAACAAGCCAAAGACGGGUGA